AUGGCUACUCAAGGCUUGCGCACGAUAAUAGUUCUGUCAUUUAUCUUGGCCAUUGGCUUCUUACUGGUCAUCCUAUCGGCCGCAAUAUGGCAGCAGUACUUGACGCUCCUCGUCGUCGCAACAUAUAUCAUCGCGCCGUUGCCGAAUUGGAUCUGCAGUCACUGCGGUAACCCGGAUGACUUUAUUGAGAGCUCAGGAAACGCGAUCGUAGACUUUGGUCGCUUCUUAACGGGGUUUUUGGUGCUUAUGGGUAUAGCCCUUCCAACGGUCCUGGCUCAUUGCGGUGCUAUCGGAUACCCUGCGAUGAUAAUGUCCAUCCUUGGCGGUCUUCUAAUCUACGGGACUAUCAUUAGCUUCACUACAUUUUUCCAGGAACAGGAAGAAUUUUAA
Molecule: messenger RNA, 390 nt
Organism: Talaromyces atroroseus
Lineage: Eukaryota; Fungi; Ascomycota; Eurotiomycetes; Eurotiales; Trichocomaceae
Exons: 3
Coding region: 1-390 (129 amino acids)
Biological process (GO): late endosome to vacuole transport via multivesicular body sorting pathway
Cellular component (GO): Vps55/Vps68 complex; endosome
Source: RefSeq, a predicted model, not a curated record